AUGGAUGAAGCAAACAGGCCUUUGUGUCUAGUCUAUUAUUUGGAUUCAGAGAGAGCAUUCCACACAUCAGAUCCAGAGCCAAUUCGAGUCGUCUUUUCCAGGGAGAUACGGGGUUCUCAGCAUCAGCUCUGCAAAAAUGAUACCCACUGCCCAGACAUCGAUGGCUGGAGAGUAAUGCUGAGCUCCAAACAAAAGCUCUGGGCUUCUGUACCAUCGGGUGACGACGUUGGAUGUCAGUUUUUCGUUUGGAUGGCCAAGAGAUCUGGCCAGACCGAAAUCCGCCAGUUUCAGGUAGCCUUCUGGCGAGAUCAGCAAGUUAUUUGGUUUCAAAUCGCGAUGAAGAAUCCCGUUUCUAUGGCAAUGGUGCAGUCCUCUCAAAGUCAUCAGCAUCCACGACUUGAUAUCUGCUGGAAUGAUCAUGAUCUUCUUGUCGUUUAUGAUCAUUUCAAGGUCCGAAGAAAGAUAUUCGGUUUGCCGAUAGGGGCUCAGGAUGCUUUAAACUCGGCUUCCAUUGGGUACAUGAUUGUGAUAGGGAUAAUCAUUGGCUCGAGCAUAGUUAUCGUGAUAGCUUUGAUUAUCUAUCUUUUCCACGAGCUUCUAAGAAAAGGAAUCCGUCUUACUAACGAGUUCCCUGGUUCUAUAGAUGAUGCUGCAUUGGAGGCGGAAGAAGAUAGACGUGCAUUGGACGAGCUGCCUCCAAACGAACAAGAGCUGUAUUUUCAGGCCAAGGACUUUCUCAAGCUCAACCCCAUGAAUAACCAGGAUCUGACGUUGUCCCAAAACCUCAUCAUCCAGGAAAAAGGAGUUGCUGCUUGGGAAUUUCGUCCCCAUGUUGAAUGUCAAGAUUUGAUAUCCGUGGCGAAUAAAACCGAGAUCGAGUUCAAAAACUCAGGACAAGAACUAUCCAUCCAGACCAACUUUCCUAUACCCAAAUUGAACGAGGUCUACUACUUUGAAACAAAAGUUUACGAGCUUCCCAACCCGCAAGAUACCAUAUUCUCCGUUGGACUAUCUACAUCGCCAUACCCAUUUUUCCGCCUUCCUGGCCGCAACAGGAUCUCCGCCGCUUACGACUCAAACGGAUACCGUCGCUUCAACCAGCCGUUCCCGCUUCAACCAAGCACCUUCCCAGUUCUCGAGCACGGCGACGUGAUUGGAUGUGGUUUGAGAACCACCACCAGGACUCUUUUCUGGACCAGAAACGGCAAGAAGAUCUCUGAGUCCAAAAUAGGGGGGCACAUCAAGGUGCCAAAGAACCUGCAACUGUAUCCGACGAUUGGCGCAAACAACAAGUGCGAAUUGCACGUGAAUAUGGGACAGGCUGGAUAUGUUUUCAUUGAAGGAAACGUCAAAAAAUGGGGCUUUGGACCGUUGGAAGGAAACGAGAUGCCUCCACCGCUAUACACCAAGUUCAACAAAGAUGUGUUAUUAGAGAGCAGCGACCUGGAUCCGUCAGACCUGAGUCUUCGAAACGGUGACUUUCCACCAGACUUCUGGGACACCCUCGACACACCUGCUGAGUUCAGCGAGGUGGAAGAAAACAUCACCCUUCACAGUUUGAAAGAGAUACAGGAUCAGGAAUUGGAACAGGAGCUGGAGCAAGAGCUACAACAAGGACCAGAAAGCCCGCCAGGCUACGAAGUUUAG
Messenger RNA from Ogataea philodendri, 1647 nucleotides. RefSeq lists its product as uncharacterized. The record is from RefSeq and is a predicted model, not a curated record. Gene Ontology annotation, molecular function: protein binding. The transcript is spliced from 3 exons. Lineage: Eukaryota; Fungi; Ascomycota; Pichiomycetes; Pichiales; Pichiaceae. The coding region runs from base 1 to 1647 and encodes 548 amino acids.